Linum tenue is the source of this 1185-nucleotide messenger RNA. The record is from the annotation of a GenBank genome assembly. Lineage: Eukaryota; Viridiplantae; Streptophyta; Magnoliopsida; Malpighiales; Linaceae.
CAAAUUUCAGCUUCAGUACAUUACUCGAACAGUGAAAAGCCCUACGAAAAACCCUUGCUUUCAUUCGAUUCUCUCUUCUCAAGCAGAAAAGCGGACGGGAAAAGCGAUUCCACAUCAAUGGCGGGCGGGCGAUUCAGAGAGCUACUGAAGAAGUACGGGAAAGUGGCACUAGGGGUUCACUUCUCCGUCUCCGCCGCUUCCAUCACGGGCCUCUACGUCGCCGUGAGGAACAACGUCGACGUCGAGUCGGUCUUCGACAAGCUCCAUCUCCCGGGGCUAUCGAGCAAGGAAUCCUCCACCGCCGAGCAAGUCCAGGAGCAGCAAGCACGGCCGAUUGAAGUGGAGGCGCAUCAUCGGCCGACGGCGGAAUCGAGGACGGUGGUGGUGACCGGCGAGGAGGAGACGAAGGGGAGGAGUCGGGUAGCGGAGCUCGCUGCUUCCAGCGGCGGCGCGCUGGCUCUGGCGUUGCUUUUCAACAAGGCUCUGUUCCCGAUUCGGGUCCCGAUUACCCUCGCGCUGACGCCUCCCAUUGCCAGGGCUUUGGCCAGGAGAGGAAUGAUCAGGAACACUGUGAAUGGAUGGAUGCAAAUGGGUUGUUUUCGGCAGUCUGCAGAGUGCAUCAUUUGAUGAUCCCGAAUCUCACAGCUGGUAAUGAUCUUUGUACAUCAUGUACAUUUGAAGCAUUUACAUGUACAUGAUGUAUUGAGGAAGCUGCUGGUAUUGUUCGAUAACUGGAGAUCAUUUGCUGUUUACAUGAGCAUGCCUUCUGCAAGUACACAGCACCUAGACUAGGAGUUUGUGGACUUGUAUGUACGCUAUACUAUGUGUCUGUUGUUCACUCCAUAUGGGUCUACUAUUGGAUGGUUAUCGCUUUCUGGGAUCAAGUUGUUUUUGCCCUCAUCAUUAGAACUGCAACUGUUCUUUAGUCUUUUUCGCCUCUGUAUUUUCACUCGUCUUAAAAAUGCUAGCCGUGCAGAACCCUAAAACCUGUUGAAAUCUCUCUCUAGAGUACCUAACCCAUUGCAUUUGCGCUCUUCGGGUUCUGCUCACAGCCUGUGGUGCUCUGCGGCAAAGAAGGGCUUAGCUUCUGCCUUACUGGUUUCUAGAUAAGUAAAUCUGUCGAAUAUUGCAGUUAAUUUCCAGAAAGUUCUUUGCUGCCAUCAAUUGGCUAUUAGCAAAGUUAAG